This is a messenger RNA of Ixodes scapularis (black-legged tick), 1727 nucleotides long. RefSeq names its product probable nuclear transport factor 2. The coding region runs from base 164 to 562 and encodes 132 amino acids. The transcript is spliced from 5 exons. NCBI's taxonomy places the organism in Eukaryota, Metazoa, Arthropoda, Arachnida, Ixodida, Ixodidae. The record is from RefSeq and is a predicted model, not a curated record. Gene Ontology annotation, cellular component: nuclear pore central transport channel. Gene Ontology annotation, biological process: protein import into nucleus.
AUGACUGUUCCGCCAGCCAUGAGGUAGCAACGUAGCAACACCAGCAACACUGUGGGGGAGCGAGUGGGCUUCUCAACCUCUGCUAAGCCUAGUGGGCAGCGGUUAUUUAUUUCUGAGUUCUGUGGACCACUGGUCUCAGGCCUUUAGUAGAAAUAACCAAAAGAUGGCAAUGUCGUUAAACCCGCAGUAUGAUACAAUUGGGAAGACGUUCAUACAACAGUACUACGCCAUGUUCGACGAUCCGAAUUUGAGACAAAACCUCCUGACGUUCUACAAUGAAGAGAAGUCUUUGAUGACGUUUGAGGGGGAGCAAAUAUUUGGCCGUACGAAAAUCAUGGAAAAAAUUCAGGGUCUUCGGUUUCAGAAGAUCUGCCACCACUGUACUGUCAUUGACAGUCAGCCAAUGUUUGAUGGUGGUAUCCUAAUAUCGGUCUUAGGCCAACUGAAGACUGACGACGACCCGGCACACACAUUCCUCCAAGUGUUUGUGCUGAAGCCCAUGGGGGAGACGUUUUAUGUGGAGCACGACAUCUUCCGGCUAGCCUUGCACCACACGGCGUGAAGAUGGGAGCAGCAGCGGCCUGAAAGAUGUUAAAAACGAAAUUGCUGUUCUGCCUGUAUCGUGGUUCUUAGUAGCUGCCGCAGGUUCUUUGAUAACGACCCAGGAGACAACCCCACUCUGUUUGCUUUUUUAAGAUGCGAUUGUAUGCAUGGUUUGUAAUAAAUGUACAUUUUGCUCCUUUUCACUAAACGUCCACAGAAAACACAAUCCACUGCCACCAAUCCACAGUUAAGGAGCUCGAUGUACCGACCUCUUGUCUGCCUUGAUUUGGACUAAUGUUAUACUUACUAAUGCUGCAGUUGUGUAGCUUCCUAGCACAAAAAUAAACAGUGUCAUUAUGCCCCUGAAGCCUUCACACAGGUUACAAUCUGCAUCAAGGUUUGGGGAAAUUGACAGUUUCCUUUGUCCUUACUUGAUGUUUCGACAGUGGUGGCUAUACUAUAUCAAGGUGUUGACCUAAGAUCUAGUUUCAAAAUAAAUAUUUUGUGCAGAAAAGUUGUUACUGCACAAAAUAGUUCCAGGUGCAGCUGAUCCAUAAUUAAGGUUGGAUAUUUUGGUCUUAAUUUUUUGUUAAAUGGAGGAGGGGUAUUUUUUCUAUGAGCACAGGAAAAUAUGUAUUGACUUCUGUGUAUGGAAGUUUGUCAUCUGAAAAUAUUAUGGAUUAAUCCACUUGAUGCUGGCUCUUAGUGUUGACCCUUGAAGGACUGCCUGUGUAAGAUUGUUUUGGGGUUAGCUAAACGAGGAAAUGCUUUAUUGAGAGACUGGGCAAGAGAAUUACUUGGCAUUUUAACUGCAUGUAAACUUUGCCAGUGUGAAUGGUAUGAAUAUCCAUAGUAGUGCAGAGAGAGAGUUGCUCCUAAGUAUUCAUACUAUGGAGCACUUUUCAAGAAGUUUCAUAUGCCUUCUUAGUUUUUUUUUAGGAAAAGAUUGGUUUCCUAUUGAAAUGUGGUCCGUUCUAGGCUGUGACUGUUAGAAUUGCAAGUAUUGCUUUUGUUUGACUUUUUUUAGUGACAGUGCCCAGUUUUGGCACUAGUGUUCAGUCAUACUGAAUAGGUAUGUCGCAUAGUGCAUGCCAUAUUGUGAAAUUCGCGGAGACUUGGAUUUUUCUGAAAUUGUCUCUAACCCUUAACCUGUUUUGCAUAAAUUGUUGAAAUAUUUCUGGUCA